Messenger RNA from Aspergillus calidoustus, 1938 nucleotides. Lineage: Eukaryota; Fungi; Ascomycota; Eurotiomycetes; Eurotiales; Aspergillaceae. The record is from the annotation of a GenBank genome assembly.
AUGCGUUCCAACCUUCUCUUGCUCGCCGCUCUGGCGGGCUCUACUCUCGCCCUCCCCACUGCUAGCACUACCGAGCUGGACGCCCGCACCUUUGGCCUCAUUGGCGGUCUCAUUGACACCAUCAACGACAUUCUUCACGGCACAAGUCCCGUUAACAUCCUCGGCGGCAUCAGCGCUGAGGCUGCUGUUGCCCUGAACGGUGGUGCUAUUGGUUGCAAGGCUGGUUCUAUCGACGUUGAGUACCGCAAGCAGCUCGGCAUUUGGCUCAAGACUGGCGCUGGCGUCCACAUCGACGCCGAUCUGAAGAAGUCCCUGUUGGCCUGGUGCGAGGCUGACGUUUCCGUCGACAUUGAGAUUGACCUUGAAAUCCGUGCUCAGCUCUCCUUCUUCCUCCCCACUCUAGCUCACAUCGCUGCGCAGAAGGAGCUCUACGUGACCUUGGACGGUGUGUUCGACUUUGCUAAGGACAUUGCUGGUGUCCUUACCAUUGGCGCUCAGGCUUCCCUUGAGGCUGCCAUUGGCCUCCUUGGUGAGCUCGACUGGAAGAUCAAGGCUGGUCUUGAAUUCUGUGCUGCUGGCGGUAUCCUUGCGGACCUCGACGUUGAAAUCAUCGCCGCCCUGAAGUUGUGGCUCGAGAGCAAGGAGUGCAAGCUCACUGUUGAGCUCAAGAAGACUCUUAAACUCUGGCUCGAGGGUAGAAUCGAAGGCGAUGUUAUUGAGCUCCCCAAGCUUCCGGUUGGUGGUCUCUCCACCAUCUCUCUUGGAAAGUCCCUCGAGGUUCUCAUUGAGGCCUCUGGUGCCCUCGUUGUGAGCGCUCAGGCUUCCCUAGGUGCUUUCCUCCAGACCGACAUCGGUCUGGAGAUUGACCUUGAGAUCAGGAAGCUCCUUGAAUUCUGCGGAAAGGGUGGUCUCGCUAUUGACAUCGAGUACGAGAAGCGUGUUGAGCUUUCUCUCUGGCUCGCUAGCUCCAAGUGCAAGCUUACUGCUGAACUCAAGGCUCUCAUUGCUUUCUGGCUUUCCUUCGGUGUAUCUGCUGGCGCUGAAGUCUCCAUUGACUUCUCCAAGAACAUCCUUGCUGAGCUUACUGGAUUCAUCACUGGCACCAUUGACGCCCUCCUUGGCGGUCACCUUCACGGUCUGCUCUCCUUCCUGCUCUCUGGUGAAGGUGUCCUCUCUAUCUCCAUUGAAGCCCGUGCCCAGCUCGCUGCCCUCAUUAGUGGUGGAUUCGGCUUCUCGAUCGACAAGCACAUCGAGAUCAUCAUCAUCGGUUGGCUCGGUGGCUGCCACGAGUGCUGCGGUGGAAAGCCCCCCGUCUCCUCCACCACUCCCACUCUCCCUAGCACCACCCCCACUGCUUCUCCUUCCACCACUCCUUCCACCACCAAGACCACCACCACCAAGACCGAUGUUGAGCCGACUGGCACUCCCACCACUACCCCUGGCGAGCCCGAGGAGACCCCCUGCGAAACCGACACUGAUGUCGAGCCCACUGGUGAACCCACCACUACCAAGCCCACCGAGCCCACCGAGACUCCUUGCGAGACCCUGACCACCGAGACCACGAUCUCUCACACUGAGAGCCACCCUACUGAGCCCACAGGCGAGCCCAGCACCACCAAGCCUGGCGUUCCCACUGACAGCCACCCUACUGAGCCCACAGGCGAGCCCAGCACCACCAAGCCUGGCGUUCCCACUGACGUCGAGCCCACUGGCGAGCCUUCCGAGACUCCCUGUGAGACUCUGACCACCGCUACCACGAUCAGCCACACAGAGACCAAGCCUCCUGUUCCUACCGACGUUGAGCCCACCGAGUCCGCUUCUCAGCCCCCCUCCACGAUCACCGAGCCCCCGGUCCCCACUGCCACCUCCACCGGCGGCAAGAAGACGAUCACCAUCACCAAGACUGUGGGUGUUGAGUACUGCCCUCCCAACUACUAG